AUGGCGAGCUCACCCCUGUUCUUGAAGCCGUGGACCGAGCACUUCAACCCAUUCGACGCGAUUGGUUUCACCAGCAUCACGUUGCUGCCGCCGUCUCAGGCCGCGUUUGACGAGGCAUGCCUCGCCGCAUAUGUGGCCAGCAACGCAAGAAUCCUCGAACGAGCCGGCAUUGAGGUCGAGAAGCUACCCUACAGCCGCACCCAGAUCGACCAGGCCGUUGACUUCACGAAGAGCGGGGAUGACGAUGACAGCGGUGCCCUGGACAGACUACGUGAAGCCAAGACACGCCUAUUCUCAAGACGGUAUCUAUGCUGGCAUCAGCCAGAAGAGGCUGCUCACCGCAUGCUCAUCCCGAAGGCGAAGGUGACAAGGACUGGCCGAGUGGCUCGUCAACAGCUUCAGGCCUCCACAGAAACCCACGAGACUGCAGACCGCGGCCUCUCUGGCCCCAAGGUUUCACACCGCGCGCCGCAAAAUGCCCGUGCCCAGCGCAUCCCUGACACGAAACUUGGCAGCGCCGCUCGGCCUGUGGUGAGAACGGCGCCCUUCCAGCUCCCGCCGCCCACCGCCCAGCCCGUCAUUGCGCACGAGACGAGCACAGCGCAGAGCCGUCUCAACCACAGCAAAUCUGGAAGAACCAACCGCUCCUCUGUCAACCUUCGCUCUUCAUCCCAACCUGCCACCCUUCUAGCGUCGCAGUCUUCAUCAUCGACGACGCAGAAGAAGUCCCGCACGAACUACCAAAAGGUGUCCGUCCGCGAUGCCACCCCGGACGCAGUAGACAGUGGCUACUCGAGCGGCCUCUCCCCUCUCCGGGGUAAAAACGAGCCUGUCAUGCGAUCCCCGUCUCCACCUUCGUCGCCUGUCCCCCUUCGACGUUCGCCCCCAGUUUCAACUUCCAAGUCUCUGUUCGAGCAAUGGAAGAGCAUGACUUCGGACAACCUUCCCACACAGGGAGGACAGAGAAAGACACAGCGCCACGCCGGACGCACCACCAGCACCCGAAAAGAACAACCCGUCCGAUGCGAGCCUUACAAGCAAGCUCGACGACUACCGGGUCCCCAGUAGUGGACCAAGGACGGUGGACGGACAUCCAUGACAUCCAAGUCCCGUGGCACCAAGACACUACUUGAGUGAGUGCUGUCGUUAGGUUGCUGCAUGGAUUGAUGUGAUGUCAAGUCUACAUUGGAGGGGCUGGAAGAGUUCGCAACCCAAAGAGACAUGAUCCGGACGGAUAGACUGCCAUCAAGGUUUUCAGGUUUGUAUGAAUGAUGGCCUGUUGACAUUUGAGGAAUGCCAUGAUGACCAGGCGUAGGGGCUCAAGCUGGCAUUCAGGUACGACAGAGUGAACCAACGAGGCACGGCGGUACAUCGAAUGAUUCGUGUUAGACUUUGAGACGGACGCUGCCGGGGCAGAAUAGAUCAGCAGGAGCUUCGGCAAGCUUCUAGCCGUCCUAGUGUAUGAUACUUGUCAGUCUUGUAGUGCAACAUCUCAUCGCUCUGAUUCACAAGGG
This is a messenger RNA of Microdochium trichocladiopsis, 1514 nucleotides long. RefSeq lists its product as uncharacterized. NCBI's taxonomy places the organism in Eukaryota, Fungi, Ascomycota, Sordariomycetes, Xylariales, Microdochiaceae. The record is from RefSeq and is a predicted model, not a curated record. The coding region runs from base 1 to 1068 and encodes 355 amino acids. The transcript has 2 exons.